Molecule: messenger RNA, 3330 nt
Organism: Closterium sp. Naga37s-1
Lineage: Eukaryota; Viridiplantae; Streptophyta; Zygnematophyceae; Desmidiales; Closteriaceae
Source: the annotation of a GenBank genome assembly
AUGCUAGCGCUUUCGAGGUCGCUCGCAUCAGUGUACCAUGCCACAGUGACAGCUCUGAAGCCACCAUGGCGACAUGUGCCGGGGACCGUUCUUGCCUUGUCACGCCAACAAUCCACAAGGGCAGAUGGUGACGUUGGAGCGACCCCUCAACCCACUCGGAUCCAGCGCGUAGACUCAGGCAAGGCUCUGCUGAUUGAGUACGUCAACGGCCAGAGGUUUUCUCUGCCAGCAGAGCUACUCCGAGUGAACAGCCCCUCACCUAAAGGGGGAACCCGACAUGCUGGUUCCACAUCCAAGCGAGCACUUGCUGUGAGAUCUGCCCGACCAGUCGUUGCCUGCCGUGCGAGAUUCGGAGGCCUCUUCUCUCCGAAGAAAAAGGAUGAUGAGGAGGAGGAACCUGCAGCGGCUGAACCUGCAGCGUCGGAGGGAACGUUGAAGCUCCCAUGGAGUUUCCGGGGAGGAGACAAGGCCGGAGUGCGUAGCCUUACCAAGGCAGACGAGGUCCUCACUGAUCUUCCUUCACCGCCUAAGAAGGGACUUUUCGAUUUGUUUUUUGGGAAAGAGGCCGAUGUGGAGCUUGUGGAGUUCGACAUUUUUGACCCGGAGUCCGUUGAGGAAGCUAUUGGCAAUGCUGGAAAGGUUGUGUGCGCCAUUGGUGCAUCCGAGAAUCUGCUCAAUGUCUCCGGGCCGUACAGCGUGGAUAAGGCUGAGAAGACGUUGAAAGCGAGCGGCGUUCCGUAUUUGAUCAUUCGUCCUGGUGGAAUGGAGAGGCCGACUGAUUCCUACAAGGAAACACAUAACCUGAAGCUGGAGGAGGGUGGCACUUUAACGGGUGGCCAAGUGUCCACCUUGCAGAUUGCGGAGUUGGUUGCGGUUGCGUUGAACAAGCCAAAUCUUGCCGCCAACAAGGUUGUGGAAGCGGUUGCUGAGACGACAGCCCCCGAAGAAUCUAUUGAGAGCCUCUUGGCUGCUAUUCCUUCUGAUGAUGCAGUGGAAGAUGAUGACGAAUACGAAGUUGAGGAAGUUGUUGUAGUGGACACAAGGCAGCAGAAACAGAAGGAGGCGGUGGCUUCAGAACGGGAAAGGAAGAAGCAGGCAGAGGCGACAGAGGCAGCUGAGCGUAAGGCUGCCGAAGCAAGGGCUAAACUGGCCGAGCAGCUUCAGCUUGCCCGUCAGCAAAAAGAAGAGGCUCUCGCUGAGGCCCAGUCAGUUGCUGCUGAGCAGGCUGCUCUCGAGCAGAAGCGCCAAGAGAUCGAAUCACGAGCAGCUGCAGCUUCUCAAGCUGCUAAAGAGGCUAAGGUUGUGGAGGAGGCCGUUCUUGCUGCAGCCACGGAAGGUCGAAUCUUGAGCCAGCGUGAGAAGGACCGCCUCAUCCGUGAAUUGCGUGAGAAGGAGGCUGCUGCAGCAGCUGCCGCUGAACUGGCGAAGGCAAGAGCAGAAGCUGAAGCUCGAGCUAAGGUAGAGGCAGAAGCCAAGGCUAAGGCGGAUGCAGAGGCACUGGCUAAGGCCAGGGAGCAGGCUGCUGCGAAGGCCAAGGCUGAGGCUGAAGCCAAAGCGAAGGCCAAGGCUGAAGCUGAAGCCAAGGCUAAGGUUGAGGCCGCGGCGAAGGCAAAGGCUGAGGCCGAAGCUAAGGCCAAGGCUGAGGCUAAGGCGAAGGCUGAUGCCGAGGCCAAGGCGAAGGCUGAGGCCGAGGCUAAGGCGAAGGCUGAGGCCGAGGCUAAGGCCAAGGCGGAGGCCGAGGCUAAGGCCAAGGCGGAGGCCGAGGCUAAUGCGAAGGCGGAGGCAGAAGCUAAGGCGAAGGCAGAGGCAGAUGCUAAGGCGAAGGUGGAGGCAGAGGCCAAGGCGAAAGUGGAGGCAGAGGCCAAGGCAAAGGCAGAGGCAGAGGCUAAGGCUAAGGCAGAGGCUAAAGCGAAGGCUGAGGCUAAGGCCAAGGCUGAAGCGGAAGCUAAGGCAAAGGUCGCAGCAAGUGGAGGUGGAUUUCGGUGGCCGUGGCAGGUGGAGCAGCCAAAGUCAUCUACCGACCUCCCACCAAGCCCAACUCCGCUUUCACCCUACACCAUGUACCCGGACCUGAAGCCCCCUACUUCUCCCUCUCCAUCUCCUCCUAAGCCUAGCCCUGAAGCAAUUGCUGCCAAGGCCAAGGCAGAGGCUGAGGCUAAAGCGAAGGCAGAAGCCGAUGCCAAGGCGAAGGCUGCGGCAGAGGCCGAGGCUGAGGCAAAAGCCAAGGCUGAAGCUGAAGCCAAAGCCAAGGCUGAGGCAGAAGCCAAGGCCAAGGCUGAGGCAGAAGCCAAGGCCAAGGCUGAAGCAGCUGCUAAGGCAAAGGCUGAAGCAGAGGCGAAGGCCAAGAGCAGUGGAGGGGGUUUGCCAUUCCGCUGGCCGUGGCAAGUUGCUGAGGAGAAGAGUUCGUCCACCGAUCUGCCUCCUAGUCCAACUCCACUCUCUCCGUACACAAUGUACCCUGAUCUGAAGCCCCCGACGUCUCCCUCUCCAUCUCCUCCCAAGCCUGAUCCUCAGGCCAAGGCUGAUGCAGAAGCUAAGGCCAAGGCUGAUGCAGAAGCUAAGGCCAAGGCUGAUGCAGAAGCUAAGGCCAAGGCUGAUGCAGAAGCUAAGGCCAAGGCUGAUGCAGAAGCUAAGGCCAAGGCUGAGGCCGAAGCUAAGGCUAAGGCUGCUGAGGCCGAAGCUAAGGCCAGCGCCGCUGAGGCUGAAGCUAAGACCAAGGCUGAGGCUGAAGCUAAGGCCAAGGCUGAGGCAGAAGCUAAGGCCAAGGCUGAUGCAGAAAGGAAGGUGAAGGAGGCUGCUCCUGAGGCACAGGCCAGUGCUGGCGGCAUCAACUUCCGCUGGCCGUGGCAGGUUGCAGAGGAGGAAAAGAAGUCCUCCACUGACCUUCCGCCCAGCCCAACCCCUCUGUCUCCCUACACGCAGUAUGAGGACCUGAAGCCUCCGACCUCUCCGUCUCCAUCUCCUCCGACUCCUGUUGCCGCCAAGGUAACGUCAGAGCCACCACCUGCUCCUGCGGCACCUGCACCACCAAAGGCAGAGCCAGUCUCAGCACCUGCAAAGCCUGAGGUGGCUGCAGCAGCGGCAGCUCCUGCUGCUGAUGCUCCCGCUGGGUCUAAGAGGGUGUGGGUGAAAACUUCAGCAGGUGAGGACAAGGGCUUUGAGCUUAAGUGGCCGUGGGAGGUUGCCGGUUCUGACUCGGGCAAUGGCAGCAGCAGUAGCAAAUCCGACCUGCCAUAUGCAAACCGGCCCCUCAGCCCGUACACCAUGUUCCCUGAUCUGCGGCCACCUUCAUCCCCGAUUCCCCUGAGAUCUACAGACACGGAGAGCUAA